AGGGACCGCUCCACCUCGUCCGUGGCCCCGCCCACCCAGGCCGCAAGGGCUGCCGGGACGGUCCCCAUCUUCUUGGAGCGCUUUAGGCCGGCCGGCCGCGCUGGGAAGUGGAGUCGUUGCUGUUGCUGUUUGUGAGCCUGUGGCGCCGCUUCUGUGGGCCGGAACCUUAAAGAUAGCUGCAAUGGCUGAAAAUGGUGAUAAUGAAAAGAUGGCUGCCCUGGAGGCCAAAAUCUGUCAUCAAAUUGAGUAUUAUUUUGGCGACUUCAAUUUGCCACGGGACAAGUUUCUAAAGGAACAGAUAAAACUGGAUGAAGGCUGGGUACCUUUGGAGAUAAUGAUAAAAUUCAACAGGUUGAACCGUCUAACAACAGACUUUAAUGUAAUCGUGGAAGCAUUGAGCAAAUCCAAGGCAGAACUCAUGGAAAUCAGUGAAGAUAAAACUAAAAUCAGAAGGUCUCCAAGCAAACCCCUACCUGAAGUGACUGAUGAGUAUAAAAAUGAUGUAAAAAACAGAUCUGUUUAUAUUAAAGGCUUCCCAACUGAUGCAACUCUUGAUGACAUAAAAGAAUGGUUAGAAGAUAAAGGUCAAGUACUAAAUAUUCAGAUGAGAAGAACAUUGCAUAAAGCAUUUAAGGGAUCAAUUUUUGUUGUGUUUGAUAGCAUUGAAUCUGCUAAGAAGUUUGUAGAGACCCCUGGCCAGAAGUACAAAGAAACAGACUUGCUAAUACUUUUCAAGGACGAUUACUUUGCCAAAAAAAAUGAAGAAAGAAAACAAAAUAAAGUGGAAGCUAAAUUAAGAGCUAAACAGGAGCAAGAAGCAAAACAAAAGUUAGAAGAAGAUGCUGAAAUGAAAUCUCUAGAAGAAAAGAUUGGAUGCUUGCUGAAAUUUUCGGGUGAUUUAGAUGAUCAGACCUGUAGAGAAGAUUUACACAUACUUUUCUCAAAUCAUGGUGAAAUAAAAUGGAUAGACUUCGUCAGAGGAGCAAAAGAGGGGAUAAUUCUAUUUAAAGAAAAAGCCAAGGAAGCAUUGGGUAAAGCCAAAGAUGCAAAUAAUGGUAACCUACAAUUAAGGAACAAAGAAGUGACUUGGGAAGUACUAGAAGGAGAGGUGGAAAAAGAAGCACUGAAAAAAAUAAUAGAAGACCAACAAGAAUCCCUAAACAAAUGGAAGUCAAAAGGUCGUAGAUUUAAAGGAAAAGGAAAGGGUAAUAAAGCUGCCCAGCCUGGGUCUGGUAAAGGAAAAGUACAGUUUCAGGGCAAGAAAACGAAAUUUGCUAGUGACGAUGAACAUGAUGAAAAUGGUGCAACUGGACCUGUGAAAAGAGCAAGAGAAGAAACAGACAAAGAAGAACCUGCAUCCAAACAACAGAAAACAGAAAAUGGUGCUGGAGACCAGUAGUUUAGUAAACCAAUUUUUUAUUCAUUUUAAAUAGGUUUUAAACUACUUUUGUUUGUGGGGGCUUUUAAAAGGAAAACCGAAUUAGGUCCACUUCAAUGUCCACCUGUGAGAAACGAAAAAUUUUUUUGUUGUUUAACUUGUCUUUUUGUUAUGGAAAUGAGAUUUCUUUGAAUGUAUUGUUCUGUUUGUGUUAUUUCAGAUGAUUCAAAUAUCAAAAGGAAGAUUCUUCCAUUAAAUUGCCUUUGUAAUAUGAGAAUGUAUUAGUACAAACUAAUAAAAUAUAUACUAUAUGAAAAGAGCAAAAA
Molecule: messenger RNA, 1704 nt
Organism: Pongo pygmaeus (Bornean orangutan)
Lineage: Eukaryota; Metazoa; Chordata; Mammalia; Primates; Hominidae
Gene: SSB
Product: small RNA binding exonuclease protection factor La
Exons: 12
Coding region: 182-1399 (405 amino acids)
Biological process (GO): tRNA processing; positive regulation of translation
Cellular component (GO): cytoplasmic stress granule; ribonucleoprotein complex; cytosol
Molecular function (GO): mRNA binding
Source: RefSeq, a predicted model, not a curated record